Messenger RNA from Cicer arietinum (chickpea), 885 nucleotides. Its product is annotated as glyoxylase I 4-like. NCBI's taxonomy places the organism in Eukaryota, Viridiplantae, Streptophyta, Magnoliopsida, Fabales, Fabaceae. The record is from RefSeq and is a predicted model, not a curated record.
CAACUUUCUCUAGCUAACAACCAAACAUCAUUUAUUUUCAUUUUUGUGAUCACUUUAAAUUUCUCCAAAGGUUUUAUCAUUUUUGUAUACCCUUUUCUCUUAAGUUUUCAUCUUUGUUAUUUGGAUCAACAUUGUUAGUUUUUUAGUUCUAUUGGGCGGGUUUAAUUUGAGUUAAUAAUUUUCUAGAGAAAAUGAAGGAAAGUGUAGGAAACCCUUUGCACCUAAAAUCUGUGAACCAUAUCUCACUCAUAUGUAGAUCAGUUGAAGAAUCAAUGGAUUUCUACCAAAAUGUUCUUGGUUUCUUCCCAAUUAGGAGGCCUGGUUCUUUUGAUUUUGAUGGGGCAUGGCUAUUUGGCUAUGGUAUUGGAAUUCAUUUGCUAGAAGCAGAGAACCCAGAGAAGUUACCAAGGAAGAAAGAAAUAAAUCCAAAGGAUAAUCACAUAUCUUUCCAGUGUGAGAGCAUGGGAGCAGUGGAGAAAAAGCUGAAAGAAAUGGAAAUCGAUUAUGUAAGAGCAACAGUAGAAGAAGGUGGAAUACAAGUAGAUCAACUUUUUUUCCAUGAUCCAGAUGGUUUCAUGAUUGAGAUUUGCAAUUGUGAUAGUCUUCCUGUUAUUCCAUUAGUUGGUGAUUUGGCAAGACCAUGCUCUCGUUUGAAUCUUCACUUGAUGCAGAAUCAGCAACAAAAUGUACACAAAAUUGUUAAGUAAUUAAUUAUUAUUGUGAUGUGACCUACCAAGCAUCUUUUUGUGUUGUAUCAUGACUCUUCAAAUUCUACUUUCUUUUUACUUUUUACUAUGUUGUUGUUUUUCUUGUCUAGUUGUCAAUUUGUCAUCUUGUUUCCUAGUACUAUGUUAAUUAUUAAUUACUAAUAUUAUUAUUAAAUAA